GCAGUGGGCGGGAUCUCUGGGCUGAGGGGUUUCAGGAGUCAGAGGUUGGUGUGUAAGGCAGCGGCUUGGUACCGCUAUCUCGGGCGGGUGCGGAUCUACAUGUGGAGCCGCGUCCAUUAGCAGGCGGUCAGCGUCACGCACAGCGAUACCAUGCUCCCGCGUCUGAAGCGCGCGCUCCGGCAUAAUAACGCGUCUUACCGGGGAUCCAUCCCGCCUUGGAGCGCGUGUGUACGCGCAGUGUUUUGCAGUCACCUGCGUUUAAUAUGGCAUGUUUUGAUGCUUCUGACCAUCCUGUGUGUGGUGCUACAGUUAAUGAGUGCAGUUCUUCAGGCUCGCAACAAGAAGACCAAACCAUCUGACCACAAGGUGAUCAGUCCUCUUCAAAAUGAACAGCAGGAUGCUCAGUUUAACAUGGAGAACUUUGAUGCAAACAAAGCAGCUUUACGCCAUUUCCAGUUCAAUGGUGGAAAAGAAGAGGGACUGAAUCAGCUUACAGAACCUGCUCGAAGUCUCGCUACCACAUCCGGGAAGAUCUUAAACCCAAAGCUAGUGAUCAAAGUAGGUAUAGAACAUGACCCAAAAAGCGACUUGGAGGUUGAGCAGGAAGUCCAAAAACAGGCACUUUUGAAGAAAGGAUUUCAUGAAGUUCCACUAUCUGGUCAGAAUCAUGAUGCUAAACAAACAUCUAGCAUUUUAUCCAGUGUCCAAAAUGCUAUGUGUUACCCGAAGAACCAUGUCGUCUUUCUGAAAACUCACAAGACGGCCAGCAGCACCAUCCUCAACAUCCUGUAUCGCUAUGGUGACACCCAUAACCUGACCUUUGCACUGCCGGUGAACAUGCACAGCCAACUCUACUACCCACACUUCUUCAUGUCGCACUUCGUCGAGGGCAUAAAGUCUCACAGAGUGACAGAGUUCCACAUCAUGUGUAACCACAUGCGCUUCCGAGGGCCUGAGGUGAGAAAGGUCAUGCCCUUGGACACAUUUUACUUCUCCAUUCUGCGCAAUCCCGUGUCCAUGAUGGAGUCCCUGUUUACAUACUACAAAUCAAUCCCAGCUUUCCGCAAAUUCAAGACCCUUGAGGACUUUCUACGUGACGAUGGUAACUCUUACAGUGCUGCUACACCUAGUAAUCAUUACGCUCGUAACAUCCUGACCUUCGACUUCGGCUUCAACAACUCUGCACCACAGAACGAAGUGGAACUGGACCAACAAGCAACGUCUAUGAUUGCCUCUGUGGAGAGUGAAUUCCACCUAAUCCUCAUAUCGGAGUACUUUGAUGAGUCUAUGGUGUUGCUUAGACACGCCCUCUGCUGGACAUUGGAGGACGUGACUUCGUUCCGUUUGAACAGCCGAAGCAAUAUAUCGCGCAAAUCCCUGAGUGCGGAAAUGACCGAGCAGGUGAAGAAGUGGAGUUCUUUGGACUGGAGACUGUACCAACACUUUAACGCUAGCUUCUGGAGGCGAAUAGAUACAUUGAUAGGUCGUGAUAAGCUCCAAGAGGAAGUGGAGCUUCUCAGAGCUAGAAGGGCAGUACUGGAGCAAACCUGCCUUUUAGGGGGCAAAGCUGUGGAUCCAGCUCACGUACAUGAUUCGUCAUUGAAGCCAUUUCAGUAUGGCAUAGCAGUUAUCCAGGGAUAUAACCUCCGCCCAGGCCUGGACAACAACACGCACCAACUUUGUCAGAGGCUCAUCACUCCCGAGCUACAGUACACCAUGGCUUUGUACAAAAAACAGUUCCCUGAUCUCGCUGCUAAAAUGGCUAAUAAAAAGGCCAUAAGUACUGAGGCACGAAACACACAUCCUGAGGCACGUAACGCUAACGUGCAUGAAUUACCUAAAGGCAGUAGGGAUGUUAAAGGUGAAGCAAACUUAACUAAAGCAAAACAAAAAUCCCUAAAGACAAACAAACCCCAACCUACCAGUAAACAGUGAAUCAUGCUAAAUGUGCCUUAGCCUGUGCUGCUGCACGUGUUAAUUACCUCUCAAUGUUGUGAAGAUUUUUGUUAAAGGUCUUAAAUGCGGUGGUCAGGAAAAAAAUGACAAAUGAAUGUUAAAUUCUGUUUAUGCAAAACUGAUCAGUUGUUGGUUCUUUUACAUUUGAUUAGCUUUGAUCCUCUUGGGUCUUAAAAUCGUGGCUAAUUUGUUAGCUAGGGGGAAUAUUCGCAUAAUAUUUCACUUUUUUUCCAGAAAACAACAAACUCAAAACUAUGUUUUCAUGACUUAAUUAUUAUUAUUAUUAUUAUUAUUAUUAUUAUUAUUAUUAUUAUUAUUAUUAUUAUUAUUAUUGUGCUAAUGUGAACUUGCCCUAAUUCUGUAUGGAUGCUAACAAAUGAAUUUUUUUUUUAUUGAAAUCCCAAAAAAAUGGUAUACAAGGGAAAAAAAUGGUAUACAAGGAAAAAAGAGAUGGGAAAUACGGGUAAAGCACUGCAGUGUUUUUUAUUUUUUUUUGUCCUUUUUUGAGGUGAGGUCUAUACAUGCAGCUGAUUUAUAAAAAUAGAAUUAGUGUAGAUUUUUGGGGGGACAAAAUCUUAACAAUGGUACGAAUGUCACUUCCAUACAACUAAUUUACUUUUAAUAAUGAAUAAUUUGUACUCAAAACCACAGAGAUUUUAAAUUUCUCUCUAUUAGCACUAGCACUUAAAGUCCUGUUCUGUUUCUCUCUUUAAAUGUAAUUUAAUAUAUGUUAUGUUUGUAAUAAUUAUGAACAAUAUAUACAUCGGGCCUCAUUUUUCAAUCUUCUCAAUAUUUUCAUUUUUCCAUCCGAACUAAAAAUUCUUUGUUAGGGUUUUUGUAAAUUUAGUAAAAAAAAUUGUCAGGUUUUUUUAAAGAUCACGUCUCUGCAGAAUACAUUUGAAAUAACUGCUCCGGUUGGUCCAAAAGAAAUAUAAAAAAUAUAAAUUAUACAUUAGUGAAAUUGAAGCAAAUAUUUUUUUUGUAUUGUUCCACAUUUUGUAAAAGUUUAAAAUGGGUUGUUCUAAACCAAAUGGCACAUAAUGGCUAAUUCGGUUUCCAAAUUUGGCGAACUCUACGGCUAACUUUGGAAUUCUGAAAGGAAUAAGGGAUAGAAUUUUUGUCAGAAGUAUUCAUGAUUAUAAUUUAUGAGGAAAAAUGAGUUUAGAAAGACUUUCUAAAGCUGUGUUUAAUUAUCUUUGCUAAAUCCUGUGCCUUUGUUCGUGUUCACGUGUACAAAUUUGUGCUAGCCUGUUUUAUUUGUGGAUGGCUUUUUCAUGAGCGCUGCACUAGUUUUGUAGUUAGCAGUUCAUAAGGUGGUGUUGCUCUAUUCGAAAUUAAGGAAAUGACUUAAAUAGUUAGAAUACGUUGAGCUCAUGAGGAGGGGGGGCACGGUGGCUUAGUGAUUAGCACGUUCGCCUCACACCUGCAGGGUUGGGGUUCGAUUCCCGCCUCCGCCUUGUGUGUGUGGAGUUUGCAUGUUCUCCCCGUGCCUCGGGGGUUUCCUCCGGGUACUCCGGUUUCCUCCCCCGGUCCAAAGACAUGCAUGGUAGGUUGAUUGGCAUCUCUGGAAAAUUGUCCGUAGUGUGUGAGUGAAUGAGUGUGUGUGUGUGUGUGCCCUGUGAUGGGUUGGCACUCCGUCCAGGGUGUAUCCUGCCUUGAUGCCCGAUGACGCCUUAGAUAGGCACAGGCUCCCCGUGACCCGAGGUAGUUCGGAUAAAGCGGUAGAAAAUUAAGGAAUGAAUGAGCUCAUGAGGCAAAGAAGAUGCAUUCGAAGUGAGCGGAAAUUGCUAAUCCGAGAAUCUAAUCUGAAAGACUCUCAAGCUAACCGCAUCUGGAACGUCUCACAAGGACUAGCACCUCACUUUACAUCGUAUAUAACGCUGAAACAACACGAACUGCAAAUACAGCUAGCUAAUGUUAGCAAAGGAAAAAUUUUCUGUGGUAAAGAUCAGCUGUAAGGCUUCCCACAGCACUGGCAUUGUCAGGAUUUGAACUCUAGGUCACCUGAGGAUAAGGAAAAUGAUUUUCUGAAGCUAUUAUUCUUUUUAAAGAAUUUAAAAUGUUUUUUCUUUACUUUUACACGAAUAGUUUGUAUAUUGUGAUAUACUUCUUUCAUGCUUUAUUAUAUUGUGAAUAUUUAUUUGUUUUCAUUGUUCUUAGUAACAUGCUUGCCUUUAAAACAGACAAAACAAUAGCAAUACUGUCUUCAGGUUGCUUUUCCAGCAGCAUUUUCUUUAAGGUGUUAGUCAAAUACUGCUUUUCCUUUUAAAGGAAAGUUUUGCCAAUGAAACUAACUUUCCUUUCCCAUUCCACUGACUCAAAAGCAAUUACUUCCACAAGCCACUAUUUAUGUUCACAUGUAGCUUCUUUAGUUUGAUAUUUUUUAAGCUACAAGGCUAAUAAUGCAAUUUUAUUUGCAUUGUGCUAACUGUGUACCCAAAUGUUUCUGGAUGCUGACUGAUAUUUAUGUAUAUUUAAGUUUAACUAUGUAUUUAUUCUGUAGUUUUAAUGACUUCUACAGGCAGUUAGCAUGAUGCUAAAUGAAACCAUAACUUGUCAACUAUGUUAGUCUCAUACUUCUUGUGCCAACCAGGUCAAGAAAUGACUUUGGAAACUAAAUAUGCCUUAUUGAUUAAAUCUGAAGUAAGUGGAAUUUAUUUUUUGGUUGAUUACCUAAAUAUUUACUUAAUAUUUACCUGUAUAUUUAGUUCAUUGCCUGAUAUACAGGAUUUCCAACUUGAAAUAAAACAUUUUAAUAAGUAGGUUUGCUACUUAAAUUUCCAAAA
Molecule: messenger RNA, 4742 nt
Organism: Tachysurus fulvidraco (yellow catfish)
Lineage: Eukaryota; Metazoa; Chordata; Actinopteri; Siluriformes; Bagridae
Gene: gal3st2
Product: galactose-3-O-sulfotransferase 2
Exons: 4
Coding region: 151-1935 (594 amino acids)
Biological process (GO): glycolipid biosynthetic process
Cellular component (GO): membrane
Molecular function (GO): galactosylceramide sulfotransferase activity
Source: RefSeq, a predicted model, not a curated record